Messenger RNA from Thamnophis elegans (Western terrestrial garter snake), 1738 nucleotides. It is a transcript of the gene SEMA7A, whose product is annotated as semaphorin 7A (John Milton Hagen blood group). Gene Ontology annotation, molecular function: chemorepellent activity; integrin binding; semaphorin receptor binding. The coding region runs from base 1 to 1026 and encodes 341 amino acids. The record is from RefSeq and is a predicted model, not a curated record. Gene Ontology annotation, biological process: negative regulation of axon extension involved in axon guidance; neural crest cell migration; positive regulation of macrophage cytokine production. Gene Ontology annotation, cellular component: external side of plasma membrane. NCBI's taxonomy places the organism in Eukaryota, Metazoa, Chordata, Lepidosauria, Squamata, Natricidae. The transcript is spliced from 7 exons.
AUGAGAAAUUACGAUUGGGGUUACUCGGCAGUCUGCGUCUACUCUGUUGGUUACAUCAGCAAACACUUCAGAACGUCUUCCCUGAAAAACUACAGUGGGAAAACCCCUGCAGUGAAGCCAGGACAGUGUCUGCGAGGAAAUGAGAAGACUCCACCCGAGACGUUCAAAGUGAUCGACAGCUAUCCAGAGGUGGCGGACCAAAUGAAUGGGAAAACCAUCUUCUACAACAAACAUCACUAUCAGAAACUUGGAGUCCACCAGGUUCAGGCAGCAAAUAACGAGAACUAUGAUGUUCUGUACUUAGCCACAGACAAAGGAAGCAUCCAUAAAGUGAUCGUCUUGCCGAGCGGACCCAUGAAUAUCCUGGAAAUCCAGCCUUUCCAAUCUCAGGCGGUCAUCCUCGCCAUGAUUUUAGACAAGUUAAGGAAUGAAUUGAUUGUGGCUUCCGCAAACGAAGUGGUACAGGUCCCCAUGGCCUCCUGUGGGGCAUAUAAGAACAACUGUGGGAGUUGUGUGCUGUCCAGGGAUCCCUACUGUGGAUGGGUCAACGAGAAAUGUACUUCCAUUAAUGAGCACGGAAAUAGAACUGUAUUGCAGUCUAUAAGCCAUGAUGUUCCUCAAAACAUUUGUCCUACUUCAAACAACUCUGAAGGAAACAGCAGAAGUCCGUAUGCGAAGGAAGUCAGCGUGGCCUUACACUCCCGCUAUUUCAUGAAUUGCUCUCAAGAAUCUCAUUAUGCCAAUUACACCUGGUUUCACAAUGACCGGCCAGUUGCCCAUUGCAACUCUGGCCACCGUCACUGUCUUCAUUUCAUUGACAAUAUGACCGCUGAGCUCUAUGGCAAGUACUCCUGCGUAUCUACAGAAGAUUGGUUCAAUCAGACAGUCAUAACUGAAUACCUGGAGAAUCCCUCUCAGGGCAGUAGGGAAAGGCAAGAAAAAUCAAUAGGAUUUGCCUCUACGCCAUCUUUAUCAUUCUGGCUGGGGUUACUCCACAUGACAGCCAUAGUCUUCAUCGUCCAGUAAAGCCCGAUCUUCUGUGGACUUUCGCAACAUGCCCCUACUUGGCCGGAUAUUGAGGAGCAUCUCUGCUGAAGGCAUCUCACAGUUCAGGAGGUUGUAGAGCUGAACCUUCUUGAGGUUCAAAGGUCAGCGUAGAUGGUCUUUGAACGCAACCUCUCCUUGAGCUUCUUGAUAUCUGGCUGGGGGCAAAGAAAGAAGAAGAGACUCCAGAAGAAGGAAAAAUGAUGGAUACCCUCCGUUUCCCUUGUCGAGAUGGGUGGUUCUACAGAUUGGGCAAAUAACGCCGUAAGUAAAUAUAUCGGGAAGAACAUGGAGUCAUCUUCAUGGGGAAACCUUGCAGUGGCCCUGAGACCUGACUAAUCUAACCUCGAAAAAGAAAGACGAGUUUCACCGAGAAGGAGAUUAGCAUCCACAAGGUCUAAUUUCGCAAGAUCUCUGCCAGAAAGUGGCUUUUCCACAAAGUUAACUCCUUCCCGUCUGUCCAUUUGUAGAACGAGCUUUGGCUCCAACGUUUGUUCAGGAGUCCAGCUUGAGAAAAAUGGCGUUUUCAAUUCUCCACCGUCUCCGUUGGUGUUACUGCUGCUUAUUGAAGGAGAUAGCGAGUGCCAGUUAAAGCUGUCCAGCCAGGUCAAUAGGGUUGAAAAAAAAACCCAACCACCCUUAUUAUAUUUCAGUAUAGUUGCAGAAUAUUUAUUUAUUAUAUUUUCUCUCUCUC